ACCUGAAGUAGACUAUCUUUUUACCUCUCGUGUGAAACUAAUUUUUCUUGAUUUGAGGUUCGUCAUGUAAAACCUGUUCACACAUUAUAAGUUGUUCAAGAGUUCCUCCUAGAUGAUGGUUUUCUAUGGGAGAUUUCAAGUUUCCUUAAAGUUUGAUAUUUCAAGUAAACUUCUAUAUCUAAGGCAACUUGAUAAGUUUGGGAUGUGGUUGCAUGAGGUUAUCACAUGAGCUCUCUUUUGACUUUAACUCUUACUCUUUUGAAUUGAGAGACUGCUUGACUAUCAUGUCUCAGGAUUUUGGUUUGGUACCCAGAAGAUGGUGGAACUUGUCUUUUCCUUUGAGGGUGGUUCGAAUUAUUUGAGAUCAACUUAGAUAAUCUUUUUUGGCGAACUGGUAGACAGUCUAGAUUAGCUGAAAUUUGCUAAUGAUAUUCUCCUUGUGAGGGACUGUGCCCGUGGAUGGAGACGUAACCUUUGACAUUUGUGAAUCUAGACUAGAAAUACAAGCUGGACAUAACUAGGGUUAACGAUGGUGGCUGAAAUACUAGUGUUGCUGGAGGGUGUGGCUAGCAUGUAUAGUUGCACAGAGAGGCCGCUUGGAAUGAGCAACGUUGAGUGGAAGUGGCUAACCACCUGUCAGAGUGCGGUUCUGGUGCAGAGAAUGAUGAACCGACAGAGCAAACAGAUGCACGGAGGAAUGGCUCGCAGAAGAGCGACGAUAGAUAGAUUUUCAACCUUGUUAGGAGUGACACACAGACGUGCAGAUUGGUGUGUGAUGCGGUUAAAGGGUACGCCAAUGGUGACAACUAGGGUUGCUUGUUUGGGGAAAUUGCGAGGUUGAGAGCAACCAUGAUUUGGCUAUGCGCGUCUGAGCAAACUGUGCGACUGAGAGCGACCUAGCUAUGGUAUGCACGUUUGGGCCAACUAGAGCUGGUGAUGAAGGUUGGUCUUUGUGGAGAUGGCCGGCUAUGAUAUCGGCUUGUGGUGGAGAUGGUCCAUUAGUGGUGGCCGGUGGCUAGAGUUGUGGUAGCUGAUAAUGAAGGUGGUUCUGGGUUCAUUUUCUGUGCUAUCACAUGUUCUUAAUAACUUUCAUUCGGUUGGUUAUUUACCACGUCAAGAAUUUGUGAGGUCUGAAAUGGUACCAGUGGAACAUGAGAAUGAGGAAACUUCUGCAGAGGGAACUUCUUUGAUUUGCAGUAGAACCCUUCUCUUGAUGAAUGCCAAAUUUAAGUUAAAAUCAGUGGAUUUAGUCCUCCAUAGCCUUGGUGCAAACAGCCAGAUGGACAGAUUUACCAAACAGUUGGCUGAUUUUAUCUUGCCUGAUUACGGAAUUUGGUCUUCUGUUCUCCAAACAUGUUUUGAAAUAACUUACAAAAAAAAUUUUGAAGCUAGCAUUGAUUUGCGUGAAAUUCAGUCCGUAAUUUUCAGAUAUAAGGAUCAUAUUCCCAAGUGUUCUGAUCUGUCUAUACUGAGAAAUCUGUUGCUUGAGUCACAUAAUUGCUUGUAUGAAGCAACUAUUUCUAAUUGUGUAUUUACCGUAUGGUUGAGUCCCAGGGAUGCAUCGGCAUCUUCAAUAAGUGUAAAUGAAACUCAUGGUGGUUCUAUUUCUAUGGGUAAAACAUCAUACAUGUUGGACAAUUCACAGACCAUAAAUGAACACGGAAGGUCAAGGGUUCAGUCUUCUGUUUCUGUUCAAAAUCCAGCAUUUGAUUCAAACAGCCCAGCACUGGUCUCAAGUCAUUGGAUACUCAUAAAUGUAGCUUUGAGUGAGGUAUUUAUGGCAAGAUGCUUGAUGAAGCGUGAUCUGGUUGGAGUACAUCAGUUCAAGAAGCUUCUAUCAUCACUUUCUAUUGGGGAAAAGUUCGAAACUAUCUCUUGGAACAUCCAGGGUGGCCUUCUUUUCCUUGAACCAAAAGCUUUGGUUAUGUUCAUUCAGUAUUUUUCUUUGUACUUCAGUUGCAUUACUAGUCUAUUAUCAACUCGACAAUCAUCUCUUUGCCACAAUGAGACAUCUGAAGUUGAUGUAACGAUGACUGGACUGGAAAAUAGGUUUGCGACAGAAUACAACCAAGAGAUUCUCAUUCAAUCUCAACAAAUCCAUUGGGAAAUUUCAGAGACCUUCUCUCUAGACAUGUCUCAGUGUGAUCUCAUUUUUGUUGUUGAAGAUGGAUCUGAUGGUAUUUGGGAACUCGUUCUUGAAGUUGAUAUCCAUUCCGAUCAUAAAUUGGAAAACAGGCAAAAGAAAUUUAUAUUUGAAAUUUCUCGGAUAUUGAUUCUUUCUCAAGUUCUUCAGAAGAACCUGGGAAAUGGAAACAGAAUUCCUCAUUUUUUUUCUCUAGACUCGGAAGAACUAUCUUCCCAUUUGGCAACCAGUGAUUCCACUGAAGCUUCUCCAUGAAGAGCUGAAAGUGGUUCAGUUGAUUAUGCAAGUUGCUCACAAGAUCCCAUUUCCCAGAAAGAAUCUGCUGUGGAUGAGUGUGUAUUGUCAUCAGAGGCGUUCUGCAUAUGUCAUCAGAACUACAUAUUGAAACAUUUAGGUGCUUUUGUAUCUGUUGUGAAGUCUAAAAACAAUCCUCUGGAGUUAAAACAGGCUUGGGGUGGAAGUGGCUACAUUUCAGGUUUUGAUGUAACAAUAUCUCUGUAUGAAUUGCAGAUGAUCAUGUCCAUGGUUUCACACUUCUCUGGAUUGUCCAGUACAGAGAUGAAUGGUCAGUCAGUAGAAAAUCAUCGAUCCUACGACCAAGAAACUGAUGCGAACACCGAGGCAAUGGUUCCUGAUGGAGCAAUUGUAGCAAUUCAAGAUGUACACCAACACUUGUAUUUUGCGUUCGAAGGCGGGGAAAAUAUGUACGCUCUAACUGGAACCCUUCACUAUUCUCUUGUGGAAGAAAGAGCUCUUUUCCAGGUAACUUCCUAUUCUCUUUCAGACCUUUAAUUCCAGAAGAAUGGAUAAACUCUGAGAGUCCCCUUUCAGUGGAAUGGUCAAAUGAACUUAAAGGUGGAAAGGCAGUUCGUCUAUCUGGAAUCUUUGAUAAAUUAAGCUAUGGAGUGCAAAAGGUUUUAUCUAUGGAGUCUACAAAAUGUUCCUUUAGCACUGCAUAUUGUGCCCUCAAAGCUGGAGAUGCAUGCGUGGGCAACAUGCAUUUUCUUGUCUAAACC
Messenger RNA from Carica papaya (papaya), 3159 nucleotides. Its product is annotated as vacuolar protein sorting-associated protein, putative (DUF1162). Lineage: Eukaryota; Viridiplantae; Streptophyta; Magnoliopsida; Brassicales; Caricaceae. The record is from RefSeq and is a predicted model, not a curated record.